This is a messenger RNA of Lactuca virosa, 1020 nucleotides long. Lineage: Eukaryota; Viridiplantae; Streptophyta; Magnoliopsida; Asterales; Asteraceae. The record is from the annotation of a GenBank genome assembly.
AUGAUUGAAAAAUAUGAUAAAGAGAACCUUAUACAAUAUCGUAAUCAUGCACUCACAUACAGAAUUGCUGACAAAAUAUUUUCACAGGUACCCAGAAAGUUUACCUGUAAUGUUGAAGGAAAAAUGGGAUAUGAAGAUUUUGUUUAUUUCAUUUUAUCCGAAGAAGAUAAAUCAUCAGAGCCGAUUCUGGAAGACUGGUUCAAGUGUGUAGAUUUAAAUGCAAACGGUGUGAUUACAAGGAAUGAAAUGCAAUUCUUCUAUGAAGAACAGUUGCAUCGAAUGGAAUGCAUGUCCCAAGAGCCUGUUCUUUUUGAAGAUAUUUUGUGUCAAAUAGAGGAAGGGUAUCUUACACUAGGUAUUGUGACUGCUAUUGCUGCUCCUACAAGCAUUAAAGUUGAUUUUGGAGGAAAUGGAGGCCAUGCUCGAGCUGCUUUAAUGCCACAAAGAAAUGAUGCAGGUUUGGCUGCUGCUGAGCUGGCACUAGCUGUGGAAAAACAUGUUCUUGAAUCUGGAUCCAUAGACACUAUUGCAACUAUUGGUAUACUGGAGUUUUAUCCUGUAGCAAUCAACAACAUCCCUAGCAAAGCACACAUGGAAAUAGAUACACGAGACAUUGAUCAAAACCGAAGAAAUAAUAUGAUUGAAAAAAUCCAUGAAUCUUCUCUUUUUUUUGCUAUCUUCUCUCCUUUUUGUUGCUCUUUCGGGUUAAAAUAUAUGCAAGUGAGCUGUAUACCGGAGCCAACAGAACUCCCGCCAGCUGCCAGAGUUUCACUACUGCAAGGUCUGCAGGAUGCUCAGCCCCCGCCAGCUGCAGUUGUUCCUCCAAGUGGACCAAAUUCAAACCCUUUGCAUCUCUUCCCUCAGAGACUUCCUGACAUGGACGCAAAUGGUCCUGCUGGUAACUUGGAUUUUCUUCGUAACAGUGCACAGCACUUCGAGCCAUGGUGCAAGCUAAUCCCCAAAUCUUGCAGGAAUGUUUUGAUUCAGAACAAUUUCAAGGUCAUCAUUCAGAUGAGGUAA